AUGCUGUCCAGAGCCUUGAUUCGUGCUCCCCUGCGAGCCGGGAACCCCGCCGCCAGACAGAUCCUCCUUCGCCGAAACUAUGCCUCCCAGGCCGGUUCGACCUUCACCAAGGAGCGUGAGGCCGUCAAGGCUCACGCUGCUCAGUCCAGCGAACUCUGGCGCAAACUCUCCCUCUAUGUCGCCAUUCCAGCCUUGAUCCUCUCCUCUAUCAAUGCUUACAACCUCUGGAACGAGCAUUGGGAGCACGAAUCUCACCUCCCACCUCAGGAGGAGCGUCCACAAUACCCAUACCUUAAUAUCAGAGUUAAGAGGUUCCCAUGGGGUGAUGGAGACAAGACUCUCUUCUGGAAUGACAACGUCAACUACAAGAAGUCAGACGAGUAA
Molecule: messenger RNA, 384 nt
Organism: Orbilia oligospora ATCC 24927
Lineage: Eukaryota; Fungi; Ascomycota; Orbiliomycetes; Orbiliales; Orbiliaceae
Exons: 4
Coding region: 1-384 (127 amino acids)
Biological process (GO): mitochondrial electron transport, cytochrome c to oxygen
Cellular component (GO): mitochondrial inner membrane
Molecular function (GO): enzyme regulator activity
Source: RefSeq, a predicted model, not a curated record